ACAAAAGGUUUGAAUUUUUAAUAUAAAAUUUAGUUUUAAUAAAAAAUGCUUAACGAAUCGGGCGAUAGUACUAGUGAUGGCAUUUCUAUCCACACGUGCCGUACGUGCGAAACACGUUUAGUCGACAUACGCUAUCAUUGCGGUCAAUGCGAUCACUUUGAUCUCUGUGUGGCCUGUUAUCAACGCCACGGUCACACCCAUCCCAUGGAUCAGCUUACAUUUAUAGGCCAAUGGGUAGAGGUGGCGCCGGUAGCGAAACAGGAUGGCAAUACUGGCCGAGCGAACGCGUGCGGCGACGGCUCGUCGAACGCACCGCCGGUGAAGGGCGAAACGCGUCGCCUAUCGAUCCAACGAUGCAUACAGAGUCUGGUCCACGCGUGUCAGUGCAGUGACGCCAACUGUCGGCUCCCAUCGUGUCAUAAGAUGAAGCGAGUCGUACAACACGCCAAGUCCUGCAAACGCAAGUCCAGCCAACCCAACCAAACGGCUGCUCCCGGCUGUCCCAUAUGCAAACAAUUGAUAGCCCUGUGCUGUUAUCACGCCAAACACUGUCUGGAAAACAAGUGUCCCGUUCCCUACUGUAAUAAUAUUAGGCACAAACUGAGACAACAACAGCUCCAGCAACGCCUACAACAGGCCCACAUUCUUAAGAGACGUAUCGCCUCUAUGGCCAGUAUGUCUCACCAGUCAUCACAACCGCCUCCGACACCGCAACACCACUUCAGUCCACAACAGCAACAAUCGACAUCACAACAGCAUUACAUGAAACUACUAAAGCAAAGUGCAUCUAUGCCAGGUAUAUCUGGCCCGACACCGGUGCCAUCACAGGAGCAAAAAUCGGGGUGUUCACCACAACUGGUUUCGCAAAUUAAUGCUAAUCCGGAAGGGAUGGAUGUUAUGCCUACCGAUUCAUCGGAACAAAGAGAAAUUCAGCAACGAUUACAAGCGCUGAAAAUACAACAUGAUAUAAAUAGCCCAUAA
Molecule: messenger RNA, 981 nt
Organism: Medioppia subpectinata
Lineage: Eukaryota; Metazoa; Arthropoda; Arachnida; Sarcoptiformes; Oppiidae
Source: the annotation of a GenBank genome assembly